Drosophila rhopaloa is the source of this 1685-nucleotide messenger RNA. Its product is annotated as SPRY domain-containing protein 7. Gene Ontology annotation, molecular function: protein binding. Lineage: Eukaryota; Metazoa; Arthropoda; Insecta; Diptera; Drosophilidae. The record is from RefSeq and is a predicted model, not a curated record.
CACAAGACAGCUGUUUACAAAACAGCGAAAAAUAUUCACGGCUCAUAAAAUCCAAUUUAAAUAAGGUUUAAGCAAAGCAGUUAAGAAAAGUAAAUAUAUUUUGGGAUGUUCUGCUGCCUACGCACCUGUCUAAAUGGCGGACACAUGAGGAAACCAACGGCAGCGGCCAGUCGCCUCCGGGAGCCCGAUGUUCAUUUGGAUGCAGCGCAUAUGGGACCCGAUGUAAUCCUGCUGUCGCAUCAGCUGCGCGUAACGGGCACUGGAGGCGUACUGGCCACAGCUCCUCUGGUGCAGUCGAAAUCCUACUUUGAGGUGAAGAUCCAGCAGGGAGGCAGUUGGUCCGUGGGCUUGGCUACCCGGCAAACGGAUCUCAGUCGCAAAAGUGGGGGUGGAGACCGCGAGUCCUGGUGCCUGUGCUCCGACAAUGCCACGCGCCACAACGACAAGGAGGAGUUCCGACCGGUGGUGCAGGUUACUUGCACCACCCAACCCUCGAGGACGGCCAAUGGAAUCCUGAACAAUAGUGCUGCCAAGGCGGCCGGACUCAUUGCCAUCGAGGAUCUGCAGCAGGAAGAUCUGCUGAUGACCACCGGGGUGGCACCAUCCGAUGUUGGUAUCGGUGAUUCAUUGAUAACUUCACCGCAGCGUGAUUUUCCCGAUGAGGGCGACAUUGUGGGUGUGGCCUUCGAUCAUGUGGAACUGAACUUCUAUUUCAAUGGAAAGAAUCUGGAGGUUCCCUUCCGAAACGUUCGAGGAGCAGCAUUGUUUCCCGUUAUUUACGUUGGCAAUGGUGCCAUUCUGGACAUUAUUCUAGACAACUUUUCUCAUGGUCCACCACCCGGAUUCGAGCGUAUUCUGCUGGAGCAGUCGCUUCUUUAGAUAGUCCAUACAAAAGCCUUGAACAAAUUAGCAGCUUCAGAACAAAACAUUGAAUAGAUAACAAAAACACAGUGCGUUUUAGGACUAUAAGCCAGAUUUUUAUUUCAGGAAGACUAAUCAAGUCGACCAAAGAAGACAAUGUUUCGAAACAUAUUUUAUGUAUGCGUUUUUAUGUAGAGUUGUUUUUGUUAUGUAACAAUCUUUCAUUUUCCAGGUUUGGGAUUUUUUUUUAAGUAAGUAUAAAAGUAAUUGCAUCCGAUUUGAUUUUGAUUAACUCAUUAACUCAUAAAAUUAAAUUAUCUCAUUUGAAAAAUAGGCUACUUGCCAUACUUUUUCUUUCUAGUCAAAAAAAAAAGAAAAAAAUCUUUAAACCAAAGUUUUUUAAAGACACAUAGUUGGUGUUAAAAAAAGGUUUUAAAUGCAUUUCACGUUUUCAAAAGUCCAAAAACUAUUUGAUAAUUUCCAUGAUAAUUUACUGUCUUAUAGUUGUGAAAUGCACUGCUUAACUCAUAUAAACAUCAAGUGUAUAAAAUCUAGUCCUUGCACUACCCAAUCCGAAAAGUAUUGUUUUAUUUUAUUAAUAUUUUGUAAAUUAUUCAUGUAUCUUAACCUCGCGACUGCUUUUGUAUUAUACACAGACGUAUGCAUCUGCUUACAGAUGCAGGUGAAUUUUUUUGUAGAUCGCAACAAAUCAAUUCUGACUUCUAACACAUUCCAAUUUACAACGGCAACGUACUCGAGCACGGAAUUACCUAAAUAACUAUAAGAGUAUAUCUGUAUAUCUAAAUAAAUUGUAUCUACAUGUA